AUGCCUAUCAAGCCACAUUCAGAUAUCAAAGUUACCUGCCGUCAAAUCCCCGAGUGGGAGCGAAUCCCAAACACCUCCCUCCAGUCCAAGCCUCUCAUGAUAUACCACCAGGCCUUCGACGCCUCGGCCGAUGAGCUUUGCGAGCAUCUGGAAAAGGUUGGAGAAGUCUCUCCUAGUUGGGUGUAUAGCAUGUACAGCCAAACACACUUUCACUCGACUAGCCACGAGGUCCUCGGUGUCGUUUCUGGUUCCGCACGACUUUGCUUUGGUGGAGAGGGAAACCCUGACCGAUUUGAACCUACAGUCGCAAAAGGCGAUUUGAUCAUAGUCCCGGCGGGCGUGGGCCACCGGCUCCUGUCCGAGCCGGACAAAAGCGGAGGAUCGUUUAAGAUGGUUGGUGCUUAUCCAGUAAACAAAUCCUGGGAUAUGUGCUAUGGAGAACCAGGAGAGGAAGCCAAACGCCAGAAUAUUCCGACUUUAGGCUGGUUCCAGAGGGACCCGCUGUAUGGGCGCGAUGGGCCUGCAUUACAGGUUUGA
Messenger RNA from Aspergillus calidoustus, 537 nucleotides. The record is from the annotation of a GenBank genome assembly. Lineage: Eukaryota; Fungi; Ascomycota; Eurotiomycetes; Eurotiales; Aspergillaceae.